AUGGCGUCGCCACCGCCCGUGGAAGAUCAAUCGCGCCUGCUGGAGGACGCCCUGGGUGUGGUGCGCCAGCAGACAAUGCUCAUGCGGCGGUGCCUGGAGACCCCGGGGAAGCUCAUGGAUGCGCUCAAAUGCUGUUCAACCCUAGUUUCGGAAUUGCGAACGAGCAGCCUGGGUCCGAAGCAAUACUACGAGCUCUACAUGUCCGUCUUCGACGCGUUGCGGUACCUGUCUGUUUAUCUCCGCGACAACCACCCAGUGAACCACCUAGCGGAUCUAUAUGAGCUUGUGCAGUAUGCAGGCAACAUUAUCCCCCGUCUGUACCUUAUGAUCACGGUCGGUACGGUGUACAUGGCUAUCGAGGACGCGCCCGUUAAGGAGAUCAUGAAAGAUAUGAUGGAAAUGAGUCGCGGUGUGCAGCACCCUAUCCGUGGCCUGUUUCUACGGUAUUAUCUUUCUGGACAAGCCCGGGAUUGCCUGCCGACUGGCGAUGGUGAAGGACCAGAAGGCAACCUUCAGGACUCGAUCAGCUUCAUCCUGACCAACUUCGUGGAGAUGAACAAACUCUGGGUGAGGCUACAACAUCAAGGACACUCGCGCGAAAGGGAGCAGAGGACAAAGGAACGACAAGAAUUGCAACUGCUCGUUGGCAGCAACCUUGUGCGACUGAGCCAGUUGGUCGACAUGGAAAAUUACAAGAAGAUUUUGGGUCCACUCUUGGAACAAGUUGUGCAAUGUCGCGAUGUUCUAGCGCAGGAGUAUCUUCUUGAAGUCAUAACCCAAGUGUUCCCGGACGAAUUUCAUCUCCAUACCCUUGACCAAUUCCUCUCUGCUACCUCCAGGCUGAACCCCCACGUCAAUGUCAAGGGCAUUGUCAUUGGCAUGAUGGACAGGCUGUCCGCAUAUGCUGCCAGGGAAUCCGAGGCCGAGUCGCCCGAAGAUCGAAAGAAGAACGAGGAGGAAGCUGUCGCCAAACUUCUUGAGAGCUUACGGAUAGUACAAGAUGUUCCAGCAGAGGACGCGCCCAAAAAACCAAACGGAGAGACUGGAGUGAGUGGCGAGAGUGGUGAAGCUGGCGAAAUUGGCGAAGUUGGUGAAGCUGGCGAAGCCGGCGAAACUGGCGGUGCUGGCGCAAACGGAGAGACCGCUGAAGCAGCGCCGGAGGGCGAUACAGCUUCAGCCAAUACGGAGGCCACUGCGGUUGCGCCCUCCGAAACGACAGAAACUACGGCUGUAGAUACGGACGGCGAGAGCAAAAAGAAGCGUGGCAUCCCUGAACAUGUCAAGCUCUUCGAGAUCUUCCACGAGCAGGUCGCAAGCCUGGUCAAGAUGCAGCGUCUGCCUAUUCAAGAUACCAUUGCCCUUCUUGUUUCCUUGACGAAUCUUGCUUUGAACAUUUACCCCGAACGUCUUGAUUACGUUGACCGUGUGCUGGCUUUCGCAAACGAAAAGGUUGCACAGUAUGCCAACAGCGCCGACCUUCACUCACAAGCAUCACAAUCCAACAUCCUUAGCCUCUUGCUUGCUCCCAUCAAGGCUUACUUGUCUUUAUUCACGGCACUUGCUCUUCCGAGCUUUGUGCCUCUUUUGCACUCGCAACCGUACCCUACCAGGCGGGCAGUAGCCGGUGAGGUUGCUCGGAGUCUUCUUAGGAACCAAACGAGGAUCGCUUCGCAAGAGAACCUGGACAGUGUAUUGGAGAUUGUCAAGGUCAUAAUCAAGGAGGGCGCGCAACAGCCCACCGGAUACCCUGGGGGUCCAAUCCAAAGGAAGGGCAUGGAGACAGAGGAGACCAUUGAAGAGCAGGGUUGGCUGGCAAGGAUAGUGCAUCUCAUCAACGGGCCGGACAAUGACACUCAAUUCAAGCUCCUCCAAGCUGCCCGCAAAGCCUUCAGCGAAGGCAACGAGCGGGUCAAGUUCACUACCCCCGCCCUUAUUACGGCCUCCCUCAAACUGGCGCGUAAGUUCAAGGCCCGUGAGCACUUUGACGACAACUGGUCCUCGCAAUCAUCGGCCCUCUACAAAUUCGCCCACUCGCUGCUCAGCACCCUGUACGCGCGCGUCAACGGUGCCGCUGACAUCAGCCUACGCCUGUUUGUCGCCUGUGGCCAGGUCGCGGACCAGACUGACCACGAAGAGAUUGCCUACGAAUAUUUCGCGCAGGCCUUCACCAUCUACGAGGAGGCGAUCAGCGACAGCCGCGCGCAGUUCCAGGCGGUCUGCAUCAUUGCGGCGGGUUUGCACACGACGAGGAACUUCAGCAGAGACAACUACGAUACCUUGAUCACCAAGUGCGCGCUGCACGGAAGCAAGCUCCUCAAGAAGCCUGACCAGUGCCGCGCCGUCUACCUUGCGAGUCACCUGUGGUGGGCUACGGACAUCCGGGCCAAGGGUGAGGAAGAUGCUCAAGAUCUCUACCGCGACGGCAAGCGCGUGCUCGAGUGUCUGCAGCGCGCGCUGAGAGUCGCCGACGCAUGCAUGGACACGGCGGUCAGCGUCGAGCUGUUUGUCGAGAUCCUGAACAGAUACGUCUACUACUUUGACCAGGAAAACGAGGCUGUGACGACCAAGUACUUGAAUGGCCUGAUUGAGCUUAUCCACUCCAACCUCAACACCAACGAGGCAACGUCGAGCCUGGAGAACCCGCGCAAGCACUUCCAGCGCACGCUGGACUACAUAGCGUCGAGGGAUUACGAGGGCGUUGUCACGGCGCCGAAGUAG
This is a messenger RNA of Aplosporella prunicola CBS 121167, 2718 nucleotides long. RefSeq lists its product as uncharacterized. Gene Ontology annotation, biological process: intracellular protein transport; retrograde transport, endosome to Golgi. The record is from RefSeq and is a predicted model, not a curated record. The transcript is spliced from 7 exons. The coding region runs from base 1 to 2718 and encodes 905 amino acids. Lineage: Eukaryota; Fungi; Ascomycota; Dothideomycetes; Botryosphaeriales; Aplosporellaceae. Gene Ontology annotation, cellular component: retromer complex; late endosome; retromer, cargo-selective complex.